GCCACCACUACCCUGAGCGGAUAGGGAGGGGAAGUUACAAAAAAAGGUCGCCAACUGCCCAUUCUCGCUGCUCAAACUUGCUCUGUUUCUUGGAUUAAUUGAAGUCACCAGAAAAUCGUUUAAUUGAAAUUCCAAGGGACCUGUCGGUGGCACUGUUAACAGCGCGCUCAGACACCCGCGGGCGAAAAGAGCAUAACCAUCCGAGUUAUGGCUCAGGCUCCCCAACAAUAGCGGGAGAAGAAAGACAGAAUUCCUCAACUGACAGUGCAGCCAGUACAUUUUACAGGUGUGAGUUGGGUAGACGUGCAGAGCAGACAUCAUGGUGGCCUUGUCAUUAAAGAUUGGUGUGGGCAAUGUGGUCAAGACAAUGCAGUUUGAGCCCUCCACCAUGGUGUAUGAUGCCUGCCGCAUCAUCAGGGAGAGAGUUACAGAGGCACAACUUGGACAGCCCAAUGACUAUGGACUGUUUCUCUCUGAUGAAGACCCCAAAAAAGGCAUUUGGUUAGAGGCUGGAAAAGCCCUCGACUACUACAUGUUGAGAAAUGGGGACACUCUGGAGUACAAGAAAAAGCAGAGGCCUCUGAAGAUCCGUAUGCUUGAUGGCACCGUGAAGACGGUCAUGGUGGAUGAUUCCAAAAUUGUCAGCGAUAUGCUCAUGACUAUCUGUGCCAGAAUAGGCAUUACAAACUAUGACGAGUACUCACUGGUGCGAGACAUUGGUGAAGAGAAGAAGGAGGAGAACACGGGCACGCUUAAAAAAGACAAAACACUGCUCCGAGAUGACAAGAAGAUGGAGAAGUUAAAGCAGAAGCUCCAUACAGAUGAUGAAUUAAACUGGUUGGACCAUGGGCGAACUUUGAGAGAACAAGGUGUUGAGGAGACAGAAAUGUUGUUGCUGAGGAGGAAGUUCUUCUAUUCAGAUCAGAAUGUUGACUCCAGAGACCCCGUACAGCUCAACCUUCUCUAUGUACAGGCCCGCGAUGACAUUCUAAAUGGGUCUCAUCCCGUCUCCUUUGACAAAGCCUGUGAGUUUGCUGGUUAUCAAUGUCAGAUCCAGUUUGGUGACCACAAUGAGUCUAAACACAAACCUGGAUUCUUAGAUUUAAAAGAGUUUCUUCCCAAAGAGUACAUCAAACACAAAGGAGAGAAAAAGAUCUUCCAGGCACACAAAAACUCCCAAAACAUGACAGAGAUUGAGGCCAAAGUCAGCUAUGUGAAGCUAGCCAGGUCUCUUAAAACUUAUGGAGUGUCGUUUUUUUUGGUCAAGGAGAAAAUGAAAGGCAAGAACAAACUGGUACCACGUCUUUUGGGCAUCACCAAAGAGAGUGUGAUGAGGGUGGAUGAGAAAACAAAGGAGGUGAUUCAGGAAUGGAACUUGACCAAUAUCAAACGUUGGGCUGCUUCACCUAAGAGUUUUACUCUGGACUUUGGUGACUAUCAGGAUGGUUACUACUCAGUGCAGACCACCGAGGGAGAGCAAAUUGCACAGCUUAUUGCUGGUUACAUUGACAUCAUCCUUAAAAAGAAAAAAAGCAAAGAUCACUUUGGGCUGGAGGGAGAUGAAGAGUCAACAAUGCUGGAGGACUCUGUGUCCCCUAAAAAGUCCACAGUGUUGCAGCAGCAGUUCAACAAAGUGGGUAAGGUAGAAACAGGCUCUGUGGCGUUGCCAGCCAUUAUGCGCUCAGGAGCCGGUGGUCCAGAGAGUUUCCAGAUGGGCUCCAUGCCUCAGGCCAAACAGCACAUCACCAGUGGACAAAUGCACAGAGGACACAUGCCUCCUCUGACUUCAGCUCAGCAAGCCCUGACUGGUACCAUCAACUCCAGUAUGCAUGCUGUUCAGGCUGCUCAGGCUUCUUUAGAUGACUUUGAUACACUGCCUCCCCUGGGGACAGAUGCUGCAUCCCAAGCCUGGCGCAAAAACAAGAUGGACGAGUCUAAACAUGAGAUCCAUUCUCAGGUGGAUGCUAUUACAGCGGGCACUGCCUCUAUGGUUAAUCUCACUGCAGGUGACCCAGCAGAGACAGACUACACAGCAGUGGGCUGUGCCGUUACCACCAUCUCCUCCAAUCUCACUGAGAUGUCAAAGGGUGUCAAACUAUUGGCAGCACUCAUGGAGGAUGAAGGUGGAAACGGACAACAGCUGCUCGGUGCUGCCAAGAACUUGGCCUGUGCUGUCUCUGACAUGCUGAAGACUGCGCAGCCUGCAAACAUAGAGCCUCGUCAGAAUCUGCUGCAAGCUGCAGGAAAUGUGGGUCAGGCCAGUGGAGAACUACUAUCGCACAUUGGAGAGACAGACACUGAUCCACAGUUCCAGGAUAUGCUGAUGCAGCUGGCUAAAGCUGUGGCUAAUGCUGCAGCAGCCCUUGUGCUCAGAGCUAAAAACGUGGCCCAGAAGACAGAGGACUCAAUACAGCAGAAUAGAGUUAUUGCUGCAGCCACCCAGUGUGCUUUGUCCACAUCUCAGCUGGUGGCCUGCACGAGAGUUGUGGCUCCAACCAUCAGCUCCCCAGUGUGCCAGGAACAGUUGAUUGAGGCAGGCAAGCUAGUGGCCAAGUCAGUGGAAGGUUGUGUGGAUGCCUCACAGGGGGCCACAAAUGAUGAGGGCCUCCUGAAGCAGGUGGGAGUGGCUGCAACAAGCGUCACUCAGGCAUUAAACGAGCUACUCCAACAUAUUAAACAGUACGCUAGUGGAGGCCAUCCUAUUGGGCGCCACGGAGAAGCCACUGAUCGCAUUUUGGAUGUCACAGAGAACAUCUUCAGCUCAAUGGGAAAUGCCGGUGAGAUGGUUCGCCAGGCUCGUAUCCUUGCCCAGGCCACGUCUGAUCUGGUCAAUGCCAUCAAGAUGGAUGCAGAGGGAGAGUCCGACUUGGAAAACUCAAGAAAACUCCUGUCAGCUGCCAAGCUUCUAGCUGAUGCUACUGCCAAGAUGGUGGAGGCGGCCAAGGGUGCUGCAGCAAACCCUGACAGUGAGGAGCAGCAGCAGAGAUUGCGAGAAGCAGCAGAAGGUCUUCGCAUGGCAACAAAUGCCGCGGCACAGAAUGCCAUCAAAAAACGUUUGGUCAACAAGCUUGAAAAUGCUGCAAGGCAAGCAGCUGCAGCAGCUACUCAGACAAUAGCUGCAGCCCAGCAUGCUGCCUCAUCCAACAAAAUCCAAGCUGCCCAGCAGCAGCUAGUCCAAAGCUGCAAGGUGGUUGCAGAGCAGAUUCCUCAGUUGGUUCAAGGAGUCCGAGGCAGCCAGUCUCAACCUGACAGCCCCAGUGCUCAAUUGGCCCUCAUUAGUGCAAGUCAUAACUUCCUGCAGCCUGGUGCAAAGAUGGUCACAGCCUCCAAAGCCACAGUUCCCACUAUUAGUGACCAGGCAUCUGCUAUGCAGCUCAGCCAGUGUGCAAAGAACCUGGCAAGUGCUUUGGCUGAACUACGCACUGCUUCACAGAAGGCCCAAGAGGCGUGUGGCCCACUGGAGAUAGACAAUGCUCUGUCAGUUGUGAGACGUCUGGAGAAGGAUAUUCAGGAUGCCAAAGCGUCAGCUGAUGAAGGCAAACUCAAGCCCCUACCGGGCGAGAAUCUUGAGAAAUGCUCCCAGGACCUCGGUACCAGUACUAAGGCAGUAAGCUCAGCCAUAGCCCAAUUGCUAAGCGAGGCCACUCAGGGCAAUGAGAACUAUACAGGUAUGGCUGCCAGAGAUGUAGCCCAGGCUCUGAAGUCCUUGGCCUCAGCAGCAAGAGGAGUUGCUGCCACCACAGACGACGCAGGAGCACGUGCUGCUCUGCUGGACUGUGCCAGUGAUGUCAUGGAUAAGUCAGGCAACUUAAUUGAGGAGACAAAGAAGGCCAUUGCCAAACCAGGAGAUGCAGAGAGUCAGCAAAGGCUGGCCCAGGUGGCUAAAGCAGUGUCUCAGGCCUUGAACAGAUGUGUGAACUGCCUUCCUGGCCAGAGAGACGUGGACAACGCCAUUCGUACAGUGGGUGAAGCCAGCAAAUGUCUACUGGCUGAUUCUUUCCCAUCCAGUGGAAGGAGUUUCCAGGAGGUUCAAGCUCAGCUUAAUCAAGUGGCAGCCAAUCUAAACCAGUCAGCCAAUGAGGUUGUCCAGGCGUCUCGAGCAACCACCCAAGACGUGGCCAGAGCCACCGGCAAGUUCGGACAGGAUUUCAGCAACUUCCUAGAGGCUGGCAUUGACAUGGCAGGAACAUCACAAUCUAAAGAGGACAAGAUACAAGUGGUGUCCAACCUGAAGACUAUCUCAAUGUCAUCGAGCAAACUACUGCUUUCAGCCAAAGCACUAUCUACUGACCCUAACUCCCCCAACCUCAAGAACCAGCUAGCAGCUGCCGCUCGGGCAGUUACAGAUAGUAUCAACCAGCUCAUAACUAUGUGCACUCAGCAAGCUCCAGGUCAGAAGGAGUGUGACAACGCCCUCAGAGAGCUGGAGUCUGUGAGGGGCAUGCUGGAGAACCCAACCGAAGCCGUCAAUGAGCUCUCCUACUUCGACUGCAUCGACAGUGUCAUGGAAAACUCCAAGAUCCUUGGUGAAUCUAUGGCCGGUAUUUCCCACAAUGCCAAGAAUUCCAACCUGCCGGAGUUUGGCGAUUCAGUCAGUUCAGGUUCCAAAGCUUUAUGCGGUUUGACUGAAGCUGCAGCACAGGCUGCCUAUCUGGUUGGGGUAUCGGACCCCAACAGUUCAGCGGGUCAGAAGGGUCUGGUGGAUCCUGCUCAGUUUGCCCGUGCUAACCAGUCAAUCCAGAUGGCCUGCCAGAACUUGGUGGACCCAGGGUGUACUCAGUCACAAGUGCUCUCUGCAGCCACCAUUGUUGCCAAACACACAUCUGCACUAUGUAAUGCUUGCCGCCUGGCUUCCUCUAAAACUCCCAACCCUGUUGCUAAGAGGCAAUUUGUCCAGUCAGCUAAAGAGGUGGCCAACACAACUGCCAACUUAGUGAAGUCAAUUAAGGCUUUGGAUGGAGCAUUCAAUCAAGAGAACAGAGAAAAGUGUAAGGCUGCGACUGGUCCCCUGAUAGAAGCAGUGGACAAUCUAACUGCAUUUGCCUCCAACCCAGAAUUUGCUAGCAUUCCAGCUCAGAUCAGUCCUGAGGGUCACGCUGCCAUGGAGCCCAUCGUAGCUGCAGCAAAGACUAUGCUGGAAAGUUCCACUGGCCUCAUCCAGACUGCGCGCUCUUUGGCUGUCAACCCCAAAGAUCCUCCCAAGUGGUCUGUGCUUGCAGGACACUCGAGAACUGUAUCUGACUCCAUCAAGAAACUCAUAACCAACAUGAGAGAAAAGGCUCCUGGCCAGAGGGAGUGUGACGAUGCUAUCGAGGUUCUGAAUGGCUGCAUCCGUGAGGUUGACCAUGCUUCUCUUGCUGCCAUCAGCCAGCAAUUAACACCUCGAGAAGAUAUCUCUAUGGAGGCCCUUCAUGAGCAGAUGGCUGCCUCCGUUCAUGAGAUUAGCAAUUUGAUAGAACCAGUUGCUGUGGCUGCUCGCUCUGAGGCCUCACAAUUGGGCCACAAGGUGUCGCAAAUGGUCAGUUACUUUGAACCACUCAUAAUGGCAGCUAUAGGCACGGCGUCGAAGAUCCUUAGCAGCCAACAGCAGAUGGCUGUCUUAGACCAAACUAAAACUCUAACAGAAUCAGCCCUGCAGAUGCUCUACACUGCCAAGGAAGCUGGAGGAAACCCCAAGGCAGCUCACAUGCAAGAGGCGCUGGAGGAAUCCGUACAAAUGAUGAAAGAAGCAGUAGAUGAUUUGGGCACUACUCUGGCUGAGGCCGCCAGUGCGGCUGGCGCUGUGGGUGGCAUGGUGGACUCCAUCAACGAUGCCAUCAAUAAGAUGGAAGAUGCGCCUACACUUGAACCUGAGGGCACCUUUGUGGACUACCAGACAACAAUGGUUAAGACGGCCAAGGCCAUUGCUGUCACUGUGCAGGAGAUGGUGACCAAGUCCAACACAAACCCCGAUGACCUUGGCGGACUGGCCAAUCAGCUGACAAAUGAGUUUGGGAAUCUGGCAAAUGAGGCCAAAUAUGCAGCUAUAACGGCAGAAAAUGAUGAGAUUGGUUCUCAUAUAAAGAAGCAGGUGGGUGAACUGGGUUUCAGCUGCACCGGUCUGGUGACCAAAGGUGGAGCCCUGCAGUGCAGCCCCAAUGAUUCAUUCACCAAGAAGGAACUGAUUGAAAGUGCUCGCAAAGUCUCGGAAAAGGUCUCUCAUGUACUGGCAGCCCUGCAGGCAGGUAACCGUGGCACCCAGGCUUGCAUCACUGCAGCCAGCGCUGUGUCUGGAAUUAUCGCUGAUCUUGACACCACCAUCAUGUUUGCCACUGCUGGGACACUAAACAGAGAGAAUGCAGAAACCUUUGCAGACCACAGAGAAUACAUCCUAAAGACGGCUAAGGCUCUAGUGGAGGACACCAAACUUUUAGUAUCUGGUGCUGGAGCCAGUCAAGAAAAACUGGCCCAGGCUGCCCAAUCCUCUGUGCAUACCAUUACCAAACUUGCUGAUGUGGUCAAACUCGGAGCUGCAAGCCUUGGUUCCGAAGAUCCUGAGACUCAGGUGGUCCUUAUCAAUGCAGUGAAAGAUGUGGCCAAAGCUUUGGGCAACCUCAUCAGCACCACCAAAGCAGCUGCUGGCAAACCUCAUGAUGAUCCCAGCAUGCUCCAUCUUAAGAAUUCUGCCAAGGUGAUGGUGACUAAUGUUACAUCGCUCUUGAAGACGGUUAAGGCUGUUGAGGAUGAAGCCACGAAGGGGACCAGAGCUUUGGAAGCCACUAUUGAACACAUCAGACAGGAGCUUGCUACGUUCAGCAGCUCAGACCCACCAGCAAAGACGACCACACCUGAGGAGUUCAUUCGCAUGACUAAAGGAAUCACCAUGGCAACAGCUAAGGCAGUGGCUGCUGGGAACUCUUGCCGCCAAGAGGACAUUAUUGCCACUGCUAAUCUUAGCAGAAGGGCCAUUGCUGACAUGCUACACUCCUGCAAGCAAGCUGCCUACCAUUCGGAAGUCAAUAAGGAGGUCCGGACGAGAGCCCUGCGCUAUGGAAACGAAUGUGCAACAGGAUAUCUGGGACUCCUGGAGCAUGUGCUAGUUAUUAUCCAGAAGCCCUCACAUGAUAUGAAGCAGCAGUUGGCCAACUAUUCCAAAAGGGUUGCAGGCUCUGUCACUGAGUUGAUCCAGGCUGCAGAAGCCAUGAAAGGCACAGAAUGGGUGGAUCCUGAAGAUCCUACUGUUAUCGCUGAGAAUGAGCUGCUUGGAGCAGCAGCAGCCAUUGAAGCAGCUGCCAAGAAACUGGAGCAGCUGAGACCCAGGACCAAACCCAAGGAAGCAGAUGAGAGCUUGAACUUUGAGGAGCAGAUUCUAGAGGCCGCCAAGUCGAUUGCCGCCGCCACCAGUGCUCUCGUCAAAGCUGCUUCAGCAGCACAGAGGGAGCUGGUGGCUCAAGGAAAGGUGGGAGCUAUUCCAGCCAAUGCAGUGGAUGAUGGACAGUGGUCUCAGGGUCUGAUAUCUGCUGCUCGAAUGGUAGCUGCAGCUACCAACAAUCUUUGUGAGGCUGCCAACUCAGCGGUUCAGGGACACGCAAGUGAGGAGAAGCUCAUAUCUUCUGCCAAGCAGGUGGCAGCCUCCACUGCUCAGCUUUUGGUGGCCUGCAAGGUCAAGGCUGACCAAGACUCUCAGACCAUGAAGAGGCUUCAGGCUGCUGGAAAUGCUGUGAAGAGAGCUUCCGAUAACCUGGUAAAGGCAGCACAGAAAGCAGCAUUUGAUGCUCAGGAUGACCAAGCAGUGGUGGUCAAGAGCAAGAUGGUCGGAGGUAUUGCUCAGAUCAUCGCUGCACAAGAGGAAAUGCUUCGCAAAGAAAGGGAGCUGGAUGAGGCCAGGAAGAGGCUCGCGAUGAUCAGGCAACAGCAGUAUAAGUUUCUACCCUCAGAGCUGCGGGAAGAUGGUCAGGAACAGUGAGAGAAUCACUGGUGCAAUGGUGUUCCACGGAAUCCUCAGGAGGGGGGGUAGCCCUAAUUCCAAAACAAUUAUUCAAAAUUUGUUUGUAAGUGUCAAAGUCAAAUGUGUUGUAAUACCAGUGAUUAACCUUGAUACAGAAAUGUAUGUGUAUACCUUAAAUCCUUACCAAGGUAUUCUUCCUUUCUUUUAUGUACUAUUUGAUUAUUUACGUUUCAAAUUAUUGGGCUCACUUUAUAGUUUUUUUAUUAUUAUUAUUCUAAUUCUACAGACAUGCCAUGUGCCUUCAUAAGAAAAGUCAAACUCCUGCCUUCAUAUCUCAAAUUUAGAAUUUAGACUGUUGAAAGUAAACACAAUCUAUGCUUUGUACAAAAAUCUCUAUGCAAAUGUUACGUGAGAAAGCAUUUUUAAGAGGUCAAUGUGUAAAUGUGUCACGAUCACAUGACAGUAUUUGCAAUAUUAAUAGUUUUGAAAUGAAAGCAGUGAGACUGCAAUGGAAAUGUGGUAAAAUUAUAUUUUUUACAGAUUUAGCAAAUUAUUUGUUAUUUUACUUCCAUUCGUAUUUUACAACAUAGUUUUUUAAAUUAAACAAUGGGAGUAUUUAGUCUUGGAUUAUAUUUGACAGACUGGUCAGAAACCUGGAGGCCUUAUAUUUAACUUUGUAGUAACUAUUUGGAUGUGAAAUGAUUAAUUGAACCUUUGCCAAAGUAUUGCGUCUGAUGCAUAACUAAUGACAGUCUACUGUAAGGUAUCCCUGUCAGUAUAGUUUACGAAUGUCUGUCUAUGCAUUCUUUUUAAGUUACAUGAUUAUUUACUUGUACUAAGAUACAAAUGUUAAAUCACUAGUUUUCACAGUGUAUAAUUAUUUUUGAAAGUGCCUCUCAACGGAAUGUAUCAAGUAAUUUAAUACAUUCUCCGAUGCCUGUCAUUUAUCCCCAGAUGCACUUAUUCACUUCAGUAAUUAAGCAUCAUUUAAACUCACCACUGCUUACUUAAAAAUCUGUACUUUUAAAGACAUUAUUUCACAUUGUGACAUGGGUAUAAAUAUAAUGCUGAUGUAAAACAAUACCACACUGCGGUAUAAUGUAAAAGCUUUGUCUAUGCAAUAAAAACAGUUUUCAUUGG
This is a messenger RNA of Syngnathus typhle (broad-nosed pipefish), 9067 nucleotides long. RefSeq names its product talin 1 (gene tln1). Gene Ontology annotation, biological process: platelet aggregation. Gene Ontology annotation, molecular function: structural constituent of cytoskeleton; actin filament binding; integrin binding. Lineage: Eukaryota; Metazoa; Chordata; Actinopteri; Syngnathiformes; Syngnathidae. Gene Ontology annotation, cellular component: cytoskeleton; plasma membrane; focal adhesion. The transcript has 58 exons. The coding region runs from base 320 to 7945 and encodes 2541 amino acids. The record is from RefSeq and is a predicted model, not a curated record.